This is a messenger RNA of Parnassius apollo (apollo), 1431 nucleotides long. The record is from the annotation of a GenBank genome assembly. NCBI's taxonomy places the organism in Eukaryota, Metazoa, Arthropoda, Insecta, Lepidoptera, Papilionidae.
AUGGAUAAAGAAAAUAUAUCAGCCUUACCUAAAAAACUAUUACUCAAGAAAAUUCAAGAAGUUCAAGAAAUUCAAGAAGUAAGGGAAGAUAAUAGAAUUCCACUAAAAACCGUUAAUAGCUUAUCAGGUUUGCCAGCUGGAUCUAGCACGGAACACAGUAAAGCAGUAUCAAAUAAGACUAGAAGUACAUAUGAAAUUGACUCAAAAUACGUUACUUUUGGACAAAAAAACGAAGACUUGGAUUGGGACUAUAAAGUUAUUAAAGACGAAGGAAACAAAGACUGUAGUAUAAUUUCUAUAAGUGACGAGGAAGAAAGUUUCAUUGAGAGUGAAAAGAAAGAAUACAAUUAUUUUAAUGAAAAUAAACAGAAAAAUGGUGUCGGUGAAGCUAUUAGGGCGGCUACUCCAUUACAUAAAUCACCUCUUGAACCGAAUAGGGUGAGGAAUAUAAAAAAAAAUUUGAAAACAUCGCACAGUGGAGAGUUACAAGGUCUUUCACCGGUGGUACAUCCAGAGAAAAAAGGGGAAGAAAAAUGCAAACGACGUUUAACAUUCAACGAGCGUUUAAAUAAUAGAUUGCAGUUGCCGGAUAUUCGUAAUUUGGAUUACCUUGAGGAGUCAUACACGAAUUGCAUCGAGAGUGAUUAUGUCAAUGAUCUGUUCGCUCAUUUACUAAGUAUUGAAAGACCUGUAUCCGUGCCGAGAAUACCCAGCAUCACUCGUGCACGUCUCCUUAAUUGGUUAUUAAGAAUUAACGGAUCUGAUGGCAAUCCAGCGGUGAUCCAGACAGCAUCCUGGUAUCUAGACUCGGUCUUGAGCAUCUGUAGCGUUUGGCCGGAGCAGUUGCAGCAGGUUGCAGCCGCUUGCUUCUGGAUCGCUCAGAAAAUUCAUGGACCGGUGGCCUCCGCUUCUAUGCUUAUUAAAUUUGCAAACGGAGCCUUUAGUAAAACACAAUUAUUGAGGGCCGAAGAGGCGAUCUUAAUGAAAUUGAAAUUUCCAUCGCAACCAGUUGUACCUCAAGAUUAUAUAACUUACUUGUCCUGGUGGUUAGAUGACGCUCAUCCCGAUGAAAUUGAAAUAGCAGCGGUCUUUCUCUGCUUAUGCGGUUUAAUGGUAAAUAAAACACUCUGCAAUGAGUUACCGUCAGUAAUAGCAGCUGCUUGCUUACAAGACGCCUUACUGCUGCUGGGGAAAUGGGACUUGAUGCUGCGUCUUGAGACGUGUCCAGUAUUCAAAGCAGCAAAAAAUAAGACGACGGAUAUGUAUUCCAUUUGCUCAACAUUGCGUACAGCGGUGCGUAUCGUGUCGAAAUCUAACGAGUACAAGGCGCCAAUGGAAAUUUUUGGAACUGGCCCCCAUUUUAUAGCACAAAAGAUCGUAAAAUGCGCAUACGACCUCGAAGUUUCGGAAGUCCAGUGUACAAGGAAUUGA